AUGAACCCUAUUAAGUAUCUACUUGAGAAGUCUAUACUCGUCAGGAGGGUCGCCAAGUGGAAAGUAUUGAUAUCAGAGUACGACAUCGUCUAUGUCUCACAAAAGGCAAUCAAAGGCAGUGUCCUAGCCGACUACCUAGCGAGCGGACCAACCAAGGAAGAGCACGCGAUGAACAAUGAUUUCCUUGACAAGGAAAUUUUGGCCUUUGAAAGCGAUACAGGAUCAGACGACAUGAGACACAAGCUCAUUGUUGUACGCUUAAAGAAAAGGAUGAUGGCCACCCUUGGUAUUUUGACAUCCAACAAUAUAUCAAAGAGGGUAAAUAUCUGGUUAGGGCAUCUGACAAUGAUAAAAAGACAAUCAGACGAAGGGUCGUCGGAUUCACACUACAUGAAGGCAUCCUAUACAAGCUUUGACUCGGUCUUGUUGAGGUGCGUAGGUCAAUAUGAAUCCCAAUCCCUAAUGAAGGAAAUCCACGAGGGAACUUUUGACACCCAUGUGAUAGGUCAAGUCAUGGCUAGAAAGAUUAUGAGGGCAGGAUAUUUUUGGUCAACCAAGGAGAAGGAUUGUAUCUUGUAUGCCAGAAAAUGUCACAGAUGCCAGAUAUAUGCCGAUAACGUUCAAGUCCCACCGAGUGAGCUCAAUGUAAUGGCUCCACCCUGGUUUUUCUCAAUGUGGGGCAUGGAUGUUAUUGGACCCAUUGAACCCAAGGCCUAA
This is a messenger RNA of Cajanus cajan (pigeon pea), 717 nucleotides long. Lineage: Eukaryota; Viridiplantae; Streptophyta; Magnoliopsida; Fabales; Fabaceae. The record is from RefSeq and is a predicted model, not a curated record.